This is a messenger RNA of Mycotypha africana, 969 nucleotides long. RefSeq lists its product as uncharacterized. Bases 1 to 969 code for a protein of 322 amino acids. The record is from RefSeq and is a predicted model, not a curated record. NCBI's taxonomy places the organism in Eukaryota, Fungi, Mucoromycota, Mucoromycetes, Mucorales, Mycotyphaceae. The transcript has a single exon.
AUGCUCAAGAAGAACAAGGAGACGUCUCUAAAAACAACAAAAAGGGUGAAAACAGAAGAUGAAGAAGAAGAAAAAGACAGAGUAAAGACACCAUCGAAAAACAAAAAGGCAAAGAGCAAGCCAAUCCAUCUAAAAGAAGACAAAGAUACAUAUGAUGCUGCGGAAGAUCAGAGUAGUAAUGGGAACGAUGAGCACGAUGACGAUGGCAGUGAAGUCGAGAUGUACAACGAAAGCCAUAUAAAACCCUUUGGCUUUACGAUACCUCGUCCGAAAGGGAGCCCUUUUCCUGACGCCAUUUCUCCAGAUACACUUGUCUUCUUGGCCGAACUAGCUGAAAACAACGACCGAGAUUUUUUUCACUUUCGAUCGAAAGAGUGGGCAGCAGCAAGAAAGGAUUUUAUGGAUUUUGUUGGCUUACUGUCUACCGAGAUUCACCAUGUGGAUCCAUCGAUUCGAGUGGAAGAAUCCAAGAAAGCUGUAUAUCGACAAAAUCGAGAUUUACGAUUUUCGAAUGAUAAAUCGCCAUACAAGCGCAACCUGAGUGCUUCCUUUUCUCAAACAGGACGUAAAUUUCUGAACGCAGGCUACUUUCUGUCCAUCAAACCAAACAAUCAAUCUCUCAUUGCGGCGGGUAUGUGGCAGCCAGAUAAGUAUCGCUUAGCGAAUAUGCGGUCCAGUAUCAUCCGGCACGCAGAUCUCUUACGAGAAGCUUUGUCGACGGACGUUAUAAAGGAAGCAUUUGAUGGAAAGUAUGGGGUUGAUAUUUUGGAUACCACAGAUCGAUUGAAAGUAGCGCCGAAAGAUAUUGCAAAAGAUCAUCCUGAGAUUGAUUUGUUACGGUUUAGAAGUUUUGCAGUGGAAAAGACGUUCACAGAUGAAGAGGUAGUCAGUCCAGAGUUUAUGGAUAAAGUCAUGGAUGUUGUGGAAGCCUUAGUACCGUUUGUGGCUGUCAUUAAUUCUUGGGUGUAG